Molecule: messenger RNA, 1773 nt
Organism: Rhineura floridana
Lineage: Eukaryota; Metazoa; Chordata; Lepidosauria; Squamata; Rhineuridae
Product: speriolin-like
Exons: 3
Coding region: 126-1223 (365 amino acids)
Source: RefSeq, a predicted model, not a curated record
UACUAAAUCUCUCAGACCAAGGCCCUCUAAACAGUGCUGAUGUUGCUCAGCAGUGGUGGGCAUCUCGACCCUUCUCCCCUCCAAAUGUGCCAAUCAAUGCCUACUCGUGUCAAGCAUGGCCUGCCAUGAACAUGCCAGCGCUGCGCCAGGCAUUGGCGUUGGGGCAAGCAAUGGGGCAGGCACAGAUACUGGAUCCAAAUUAUGAGCAGGUACUGGGGGAGGCACAGGAAGCAAGGCAGGCCCACGGAAUGGCACUGAGGCGGGCAAUGAAGCGAGAGCAGCAGCAGCCAAUGGCGCAAGCGCAGGCAAUGGCGCAGGCUCCAGUAGUGACCCAGGCACCAAGACUGACGCGGCGGCAGGCAAUUGAGAGGGCACGGGCACAGCAAUGGGCGAAGAUAUGGGCAGCAAGGGAGCAAAUAGCACGACGGCAGGAGAUGGAGCGGGCGCAGUGGGCCCAGGCGCAGGCCCAGGCGCAAGCCCAGGCGCAGGGAAAUGCAUACGCACAGCCUUUAGGAUUGCCAAACUUUGUCCCUUUUGUACUGCAACCCCCACCUCCGGGUAGGAAGGCCAGGCCCUCCCCUUUGCAGCCGCCCCCUUCAAACACCACGUCACCUGCUGCAUGCCUGCCAAUGCAGUUCCAGGCUACUCCACUCCAAGCCCCAGUGGACCCGCCGAAAUCUCCCGAUGUGAACCCGAAGGAGCGCAGAGGCUCCGCUAAGCAAGAGCCCUCUAAGAAGACCAGCAGCGAGAGCAAAGGACAAGAUACUGGGAAGCAGGAGCGCAUUGUGGGUGAGAUUGCCUUCCAGCUGGACCGCAGGAUCCUCUCCAGCAUCUUCCCUGACCGGGUCCGCCUCUACGGUUUCAGUGUCCGCAACAUCCCUGAGAAAGUUGCACAGAGCGGAAACGACCCCUUCCUGCAACUGACUGAAGAACAGGCUUCUACCAUAAUCGAGCGCUACAGCAACAUCAUGGACCGCCUGAAGCACCUGGGCUAUGACCCAAACGUCCACCCCACCCUGACGGAGCACAUAGUGAACACUUUUGGCAUCCUCCGAGAUCGGCCAGACAUGACCGGCACAGAGGCAACUGCCUACGACGUGCAGUAUCUGCAGGAGGUGGUCAGGAAUACAGCUCCGGAUGACAUGUGUGGGAACUGUAUGCUGCUCCUCAGCUGCCUCCACCAGCUGUCACAGGAUGAUGGGAAGCCCCUGUUCAUCUGGUGAAGCAACCCCAACCCCCUACCGCCCUCCUAGAAUGCACCCUACUGCUGCAAACACAAUAAACCAUCUGAAUAGGCCUGGCAAAAGUGUCUUGUGCCGAGUGUCUUCCUUAUGUAACCUGCAGCCACCUUGCACCUCCUUCUCCUCCUGCAGUUCCAUCAUUUGGGAGGCGGCCAGUUGGUCCUCUUGGCCCUGAGCUGGCCGCCUUCAAAACCGUAUUAACUGUAGUCGAGCUCGAAGAUGAGAGUGAAAGGGGAGGGGCGAUCAUGAUGAGAAAUGUACUGAACUGUAUUUUUUGUAGAAGGAUUUAAAAAGAGCAAAUUGCUGGCACUGAGAGAGGGGUUUCUUUAUGGAAAAUCCUCUGCUUGUGGUAUAGCAAAUCUGAUAAGCCACUUUUGUAAGCGACAACUAUUUCUAUAAGCUAUUAUUAUGACAAGCUUUGCUACUAAAAUAUAAUCAGUGUUAUGACGCUCUGUGAUUUUGUACUAACUCCAUUCUGUAAUCUGUAUUCUACACCUGGAAUUAACACUUGGUUAGUAAAUCAAAGAACUUU